Messenger RNA from Populus trichocarpa (black cottonwood), 1667 nucleotides. RefSeq names its product probable 1-acylglycerol-3-phosphate O-acyltransferase. Gene Ontology annotation, molecular function: A2-type glycerophospholipase activity. NCBI's taxonomy places the organism in Eukaryota, Viridiplantae, Streptophyta, Magnoliopsida, Malpighiales, Salicaceae. The record is from RefSeq and is a predicted model, not a curated record. Bases 225 to 1220 code for a protein of 331 amino acids. The transcript is spliced from 8 exons.
CUUCUUGGAAUCAGCAACAAAACCUCUCUUCUUGAAAUCUCUAAUGACUUUUCAACCUUCCAGGCCGCGCAGUCUCGUAACGGAGUCAAACCCAAUUAACAUUGCGUAGCGCACAAUCUACCAGGCAGUCACCGUUAUCUAUAAAUAACUCCGUAUUUGUAAUCACGAAUUUGAAGAACCAUUUUUGGUCCUCUGAUUUGCUUGAUUAUUUCCAGAUUAUUUUUAUGAACCUGUUUCGCUCACGUGUGUCAACCUCAGUCGUAUCUAGAAUGGCCGGAGAGCUAGGAUCCUCUGCUUCCGUUCCCACCACCACAUCAUCAUCAUCAUCAUCAUGGGCAAAAACAAGAUCUUUGUGGCCUUCUAUUCUCCGUUGGAUCCCCACUUCCGUCGAUCACAUUAUCGCCGCCGAAAAACGCCUUCUCUCUCUAGUCAAGACUUCGUAUGUGGUAGAGCAAGUGAAUAUUGGUUCGGGUCCACCGGGGUCGAAAGUACGAUGGUUUCGAUCUACGAGUGAUGAGCCUAGGUUUAUUAAUACGGUGACGUUUCAAAGUAAAGAGGAUUCUCCCACGCUUGUAAUGGUCCAUGGAUAUGGUGCUUCUCAAGGUUUCUUCUUCAGAAAUUUUGACGCUCUUGCUAGUCGUUUUAAGGUCAUUGCCAUUGAUCAGCUUGGUUGGGGUGGAUCAAGUAGACCUGACUUUACCUGCAAAAGCACUGAAGAAACUGAGGCGUGGUUCAUUGAUUCCUUUGAGGAAUGGCGAAAAGCGAAGAACCUUAGUGGCUUUAUAUUACUCGGGCAUUCUUUUGGCGGGUACGUUGCGGCUAAAUAUGCACUCAAGCAUCCUGAGCAUGUUCAGCACUUGAUUUUAGUGGGACCUGCUGGAGUUUCGUCAGAAUCGGAAUCCAAGCCUGAGCGGCUCACCAAAUUGAGGGCAACUUGGACAGGAGCUGUUUUUAAUCAUCUGUGGGAAUCUAAUUUUACUCCUCAGAAGGUUGUUAGAGGUUUAGGUCCUUGGGGUCCAGAUCUCGUAAACCGCUACACAACUGCUAGAUUUGGUGCCUAUUCAACUGGAGAAGUUUUGAAUGAGGAGGAGUCCAAAUUGCUAUCAGAUUAUGUGUACCAUACUUUAGCUGCCAAAGCUAGUGGAGAGCUGUGCUUGAAAUAUAUUUUUUCAUUUGGAGCAUUUGCUCGGAUGCCCCUUGUACAGAGGGUGGAGAAAUGAGCUUCUUACAAAAGCCCGUUCUGCUGAGACCAUUUCGUCUGUGAAAUGGCAUGCAUCCGCUUUUGGUUGACCAAAAGAAUGUUGGAAAACCCGGACAUGGUGAAGAAAGAGCAAGCGAGUUAGAGGGUGCCAAUGGGUUUUAUUCAGAAACUUCGUGUCUUCCUCUUUGCAAAUGAAAUAUGAGUAUCUUCUAAAAUGAAUCUAGAACUUAGUUUUGAAUAUUAGCUAGCAGUCCUAGGGAAAUCACUAUUCCAGCAUACGUCUAUUUUCCAGCGCUAAACAUCCUCUGAUUUAGGACGAUCAUCAUCUCAUCUUAGAUGAGCUUUGGAUAGUUACCAUAAAUGAUGCAUGGAUGCUUGCAUUGCGAAAUAGGAUGCUUGUGCUUUCUCUUUUAACAUUCAAAAUAAAGUCCCACUGAAGAAGUUACUAGACACACCCAUGUUUCAU